AUGGUGCGCAAUCAGCCCCAUACAGGGGUGGAGGACUCUCAGGGAGAGCCUUCCUCACUAUUGUCCAUGCCCACUCUACACGGAGCGUGUGUGAGUGUGGGGGACGUGGUGCACUUAUGUUUUCCCAUGCUCCUGAGGGACCUGGGGAACAUGGUGCACGGUAGGCUCCAGACGGAGUCUCAGCACAAUUUUUUCCAUGCACACUCUGCACGAGGUAAUCAUAAGUGUGCCUUAUCCAAGUUGCGGCCCCGACUUCUCCACGGUUACAACCGGAUGGGAGGAAGUGGGGAUGCAGUGGAUGUUAGCCAAAAGCCGAUGGUGCCCUCCAAUGAUCCUUUACCGUUCAAAAUCCUCAUUGGUUAUAUGGACUUCCCAACUGAAACAAACAAUGUUGCGAUGACGGAGAUGCCUCACGAUGGUGCAACACAAGAGUGCCUCUGCAACCACCUCACCUUCUUUGGGAGCUCUUUCUUUGUCACUCCCAACCUCGUUGACCCGUCACGCACUGCUGAGCUGUUUGCAACUUUUGCAGAGAAUCCUUUGGUUGUCUGCUUUGUUGCGUCACUCUUUGGGGCCUAUCUCUUGGUGGUUCUGUGGGCCAGACGGAAAGACAUAAAAGACACAGUCAAGGUGAAAGUGACGGUGCUUGACGACAACGACCCCAUGGAUGAGUACCGCUACCUGUUGAGUGUCAGCACUGGGCAUCGGAGAGGAGCCGCCACUUCAUCUAAGGUGACAAUCACACUGAUGGGUUCAGAGGGAAGCAGUGAACCGCAUCAUCUAACGGACUCGAAGAAAUGUGUGUUUGAGAGAGGUGCAGUGGAUUUGUUCCUGCUAACUACGCCCUUUCCUCUGAGAGACCUGCAGAGCAUCAGACUAUGGCACAACAACUCAGGGAGCCAUCCUUCCUGGUAUGUCGGCAAUGUCAUGGUGCAGGAUUUACAGAAAGAGCAGAAAUAUCAUUUUCUUUGCAACUCAUGGCUGGCCAUAGACAUUGGUGGUUGUUCCCUGGAUCAAGUCUUUCCUGUUUCAACAGAGGUGGAUCUAAAGAGGUUCAGUAACUUGUUCUUUAUGAAGACUUCAAAGGAUUUCAGUGACGGACACCUCUGGUACUCAGUGAUCAAUCGACCACCGAGCAGCAACUUCACCUGUGUGCAGAGAGUUUCCUGCUGUUUCACCCUGCUGCUCUGCACCAUGCUUACCAGCGUCAUGUUUUAUGGCAUCCCAACAGAUCCCUCUGAGCAGACCAUGGACAUGGGUCUCUUUGAGUUUACAUGGCAACAGUUCAUAAUCGGAGUACAAAGCUCCCUCAUUAUGUUCCCUGUUAACAUCCUUAUUGUAAGCAUUUUCCGAAACACACGUCCCAGAGAAACGUCUUGUUGCAAGUGCAAAACAGAAGAACCAGAUGCCGAGCAGACGUUUGUCUCUCCAAGUAACACCAACAACAUGAGUGUCAAUGUCACUUUGGACACUGUCAUUAUGGGUAUAAAAAGGAUUGCCCAAUCUCUAUCAAAGACCAUGAAAAGCAACAUCCCAUGCACUGAGUCCGGGUUUGGUCCUGCACAACAAGUUGAUAUCAAUGCUGUCCUUUCUACAGUGGAGCACUUCAUCACAAUGAAUAACAAAGCCAGUGGCACUGCCCAGCCUGAGCUAGAUUACAGUCCUACUAUGCAUCCUGGGUCAACACUGGAGGGGAUUCAGAAGAAGAGCAACAAAAACCAGUAUCUAUACAGGCAGCUGUGUCACAUCGACAAACAGCUGAGUCAGCUGGGACCCUCCGACUUCCCCGACCCACACAGCUACAGCCGGGCUCUGCAGCAGGUCCAUGGCAUGAAAGUGUUCCUUGAAGAUCAGCUUUCUACAUCAGGCUUUAACAACCCUGAAGAACCCAACCAGAGGAAGUCGAGCCCUGAAGACAGCACUGAUGGUGAUGGUAAUCGGAAGAAAAGAGGGUGCUGUAACGGAGGGCUUCCAUGGUGGUUCAUUUGUGUUGGCUGGGCGCUUAUGAUCGCAAGCAGUUUUGUUUCAGGAUAUUUCACAAUGCUUUAUGGUUUGAAAUUUGGGAAGGAACGCUCUGCAAGCUGGUUGGUGUCCAUGAUUGUCUCCUUUUUUCAGAGUAUCCUCGUCAUUCAGCCACUGAAGGUGAUAUUUCUAGCAAUUUUCUUUGCACUCGUAAUAAAGAAAGUGGAUGAGGAAGAUUUUCAAAAUGUGGCGUUUGAAAGAAAUGACAAAAAUCUAGGUGAUUGUAAGGAACCACUAACAGUCAGACGGGAUAACAGUCUCUAUGUGCCGCCUGCUGCUGAUGACAUUGAGAAGAUGAAAAGGCACAAGAUUAUGGAACAAAAAGCCUUUGCCCUCCUCAAGGAGAUUUUGACCUACAUGGGGUUUAUGUGGAUGUUGCUGCUGGUGGCGUACGGCGAGAAAGAUCCCAACGCUUUUUUCCUGAAACGACACAUCCGGGAUAGCUUCAGUCAAGGGACCAAAGACAGCAUGAGUCCUGGAGAUGUGUUCACAUGGGCCAACACAUUGCUACUAAAAAACCUUUUUGGAGUUUAUCCAGGAUUUAUUACAGAUGGAAACUCCAAGCUAGUAGGUAACGCCCGUCUCCGUCAACUGAGAGUGCAGAAGAACUCCUGUCAAAUUGCAGGCUACAUGCAGGAGUUUGUACCAGACUGUCACGCUCCAUAUUCAUGGGACUUGGAGGAUAUGGGCUCCUAUGACCCUGGCUGGAACUAUUUGGUUAAGGAGAAUGUCUCUAGAAGCACCUUCAGCCCAUGGACGUACCAAACACAGACUCAGCUCAGGGCUCAUCCUUUCUGGGGCAACAUGGUACUGUACAGGGGAGGUGGCUUUGUAGCGGAGAUCGGCCCGGAUUCACAGAACGCCAGCCGCACCCUUGAGUAUCUGUUCAGGAACACUUGGUUGGAUGCAUACACAAGGGAAAUCUUUGUGGAGUUUACCGUUUACAACGCUAAUGUGAACCUCUUCUGCAUUGUCACACUCUUGCUUGAGACAACAGCUGUAGGAGCUUUUCAAUUCUAUAGUGAGUUGCAGAGUGUUCGUCUUUACCAAUCAACUGGUGGUCUUCACAUCUUUGUCUUGGCUGCUGAGAUCAUGUACCUGCUUUUCAUCCUCUAUUACAUGUUCCUGCAGGCCAAAUUAAUGAAGCAGCAGCGGUGUGCUUACUUCAGGAGCACGUGGAAUCUUCUUGAGCUUUCUAUCAUCUUACUGAGCUGGAGCACCUUGGCCAUCUACAUUAAUAGGACCCUGCUUGGGAACCGCGACAUAACCUACUACCAAAAUCACAAAGACCA
Messenger RNA from Notothenia coriiceps (black rockcod), 3314 nucleotides. RefSeq names its product polycystic kidney disease protein 1-like 2. Gene Ontology annotation, cellular component: membrane. NCBI's taxonomy places the organism in Eukaryota, Metazoa, Chordata, Actinopteri, Perciformes, Nototheniidae. The record is from RefSeq and is a predicted model, not a curated record. The transcript has 18 exons. Gene Ontology annotation, biological process: detection of mechanical stimulus. The annotation marks the transcript as partial. Gene Ontology annotation, molecular function: calcium ion binding; protein binding; calcium channel activity.